Messenger RNA from Symbiodinium natans, 399 nucleotides. The record is from the annotation of a GenBank genome assembly. NCBI's taxonomy places the organism in Eukaryota, Dinophyceae, Suessiales, Symbiodiniaceae.
AUGGCUUCCAAGGCCAUCGUGAUCAUUUGCUCUUUGCUGGUUGUUGACCCGGCUUGCGCAACGCGCGUGCGGGACUUGAACUCCGAUGCCAGUACGGAAGGAUGCAAGCUGAACCAUUCACCAUGUGGCUACGCCCGCUGCUACAGCCUCCACUGGCCUUCUGCCAAGGGGGCCAAGGAGUGCUGCGCACAGCAAGGGUACACGGUUUGCAUGAAAAACUACGAGGAAGGCGUCGGCAAUUUCUACGUCAAGCCUGACGAGAUUGGCAAGUGUGGCAAUGAUGCAAAGUACGAAGCGCCAGAUUCAGCUUGCGAGGAGAUGGUGAGCUGGGACGUCCGCGCCGGCAAAAUCGUGAAAAAACAUAUUCCCACACUGGACGAGGAGGACGAGGACGAGUGA